AUGGAGCAAAUGCUCUUGUCGCUCCUUGGAGACACUCAGUCCCCUAAGGCCGAUACAAGAAAGGCUGCAGAGCUUCAACUAAAAAGCCUGUAUACAAACGAAUCAUUCCCUAUUUCCCUCACCGCCAUUGCCUCACAUGAGUCGGUUCCCGUCAACCUUCGCCAGUCCUCCCUGUCCGUGCUCCGCACCUUCAUCGCUGCCUCCUGGUCCCCCGUCCUUGACGAAUUCAAGGGCCAGAUCCUUGUGACCGAUGAAAACAAAGCUCAGAUUCGGCGUGCUUUGCUCGAGUUGGCGACAGUCACCGAAACUCCCGAGCGCAAGGUCAAGGCCUCUGCCAGUUAUGCUGUUAGCAAGAUUGCCAGUGCGGAUUUCCCGGACGACUGGCCAGACCUGCUGCCUUCGUUGCUACACAUCAUCAAUGAUCCCGCCACCACCGAUGGUGCGCUACACGGUGCCUUGAAGGUCCUACUGGAUUUGGUCGACACGGGCUUCGGUGAAGAUCAGUUUUUCAAUGUUGCUCGCGAUCUGGUUUCGUCUCUAUUUGCCGUCGCUACUUCGGAAUCCCGCCGGCCUAUGCUGCGGGCUCUCUCGGUUGCAGUCUUCCGGUCUUGCUUUGAUACCUUGGAGAUGGUUCUGGAGCAACACAAGGUCGCAAUUAAGCAGUUUGUGGAUGAGUUGCUGGGUGGAUGGUCGCCAUUCUUUAUUGAGACCCUUAAGGCGCCACUUCCUCAGCAACCUAGUGAGGAAGAAGCCAACAAGGGGGGUGAAGUUCCCUCGCAAUGGCGUGGGGUUAUUGGUCUGAAACUUCAGAUUGUUAAGACCAUUAUGAAGAUCCGAAUGGUAUUCCCUGGACUUCUGACUGCUCAGAGCCCGAACUACUUCUCAACAGUUUGGACGGAACUCACGAAUGCAUUGCCGAUCUACCAAAACUUUUUCAUUGAAGAAGAACGUCAAGGGCGUCUGGAGGAUGUUGACGGCCUUCCCUACUCACUCGAUUUCCUUGUCCUGGAGGAAUUAGACCUCAUUCAGACUCUUUUAAAGGCUCCCCCUGUAAAGGCGGAGCUGCAACAGCAACUUCAGAAUGCGGGCGCUGCGGCAACCACAUCUGGCUGGUUGCCCGAGAUUAUGAAAUUGGCUAGCUCAUACGCCCAAAUCACCACAGAAGAGGAAGGCCUAUGGGAGAUUGACGUGAACCUGUUUUUGUCAGAGGAAACAUCUCUUACUGCUAACUACACUCCCCGCACUUGCAGUGGCGACCUGGUCAUCAAGACUGGCGAAUGGCUAAAAGGAACAACUGUGGAAGGACUUCUAAGCCACAUGAACACUGUCUUUGCGGAUGCUUCGUCUUCUUGGAAGUCCCGCGAAGCAUGCCUUUACAUUCUCAAUUGUCUGCUUCGUGACUUUUCUGAGGUAUCUCAACAAAUCUCUCCGGAAUUGGCUGCCCAAUUCAACCAGUUUGUGCACUAUGCAAUUCAGCAGGAGCAGGAGCUUUUGCGUGCACGGGGUUACCUUGUGGCUGGUGCCUUGGCUAAAGUGUCGGGCGAUGCGUUCCAGCAAACUACUACCUCAUACUUGGAGGCUACCUUGAAGGCCAUUGCUGAAGAUCCCGCUGAGGUGGUUAAGGUUGCUGGCAUCCGAGUCCUGCAGGACCUCAUGCCAUCGCUGCCCGCCUCUGCAGCACGCCCAUUCCAGACCCUCAUCAUCUCGGCCAUCUCGGAGUUUGUUUCAGCACAUGACCUGCGUGAAGAUGUCGAGAGUGACGACCUUACAAUCACUCUGGCCGAGACCCUCCGAGACACCAUCAUGACAGACCCGGCCAUCGUCCUAUCAUCGACCGCUAUUGACGUUCUGUUUAACAUUGCCAGCAGCGGAGCUGAAAAUUUCCAAUUGACUAUGACAGUUACGGAAGCCUUUGAGGACAUUGUGGAGCAAAUCGCCGAGCACGGCCCCGAGGCUUACAUGCACCUCUGCGAAAAGGUGCUGCCCUCGUUGAUGGGAGCCAUUGACGUGGGUAAUCUUACUGAGGAGAAUGCUCUGACCAACUUCGCAGCUGACCUCCUUCGGGCUCUGGCCGAACGGAGCCUGGAGCCUCUUCCUGCUGGAUUUGUCGAGACGGUGAUGCCCAAGCUCAACCGCCUACUUUUGGACUCUGAUGAGGCUGAGCUUAUCCGACCUGCGACGGAGGCUGUCCGCCAUAUUCUUGCCCACGACUUUAACCAGUUCGUCGCCUGGCGGGAUCCACAGUCCGGCAAGGAAGCGAUCGAAGUUGUGCUCGUGAUCAUUGAUCGACUACUGGGGCCGGCUGUUGACGACAACGCCGCCACCGAGGUCGGUCAGCUCGCUGCCGAGCUAGUGGAGCGGGCCGGCUCGGAGCGUCUGGGACCCUAUCUUCCCCAGCUGCUCCAAGCUGUGGCCCAGCGGCUUGCGACUGCUCAACAGGCCCAAUUUAUCCAGAGCCUCAUCCUCGUAUUUGCCCGGCUGACGCUAAUCAGCGCGCGUGAGGUUGUGGACUUCCUCGCCCAGGUCAAUCUGGGUGGCUCCAGCGGACUCGUCGUAGUCCUGAGCAAGUGGCUAGAGAACUCUGUCAACUUUGCGGGUUAUGACGAAAUCAAGCAGAACAUCUUCGCGCUAGCUCAUCUGUAUGAGCUCUCCGACCCACGAGUGUCACUGGUGCCAGUCAAGGGCGACCUGAUUGUCCAGGAUACCGGUCGCAUAAAGACCCGGUCGCAGGCACGUAACAACCCGGACCGUUUCACAACGGUUUCUGCGCCCUUGAAGAUUAUCAAGGUGCUGGUGGAAGAGUUGGCAGCAGCUUCGGGUAACAAGGAGAUCGAUGCGGCUGCGGCUCGUGCCCUUGAAGAUGCCGACAGUGAUGAUGGGGAUGAUGAGUGGGAGGAUGAGCCCGGUCAAAUCUUGGAUCUUGGCUUGGGUAUGACAAAACAGGAGUUGAUGAGCUUUGGGGAGGGCGGCUCCGAGAGUGUAUUUGGGGUGCGACGCCGUGAUGAUGAAACCCAGAGCUUCCUUGGUGACUUUUUCCGACGAGCAUCUCAGCAACCUGGAUUCCAGGAGAUUUAUGGGGCAUUGACCGCUGACGAACAGCUCAAACUGCAAAGCUUGAAUUGA
Penicillium odoratum is the source of this 3123-nucleotide messenger RNA. RefSeq lists its product as uncharacterized. Gene Ontology annotation, molecular function: small GTPase binding. Gene Ontology annotation, cellular component: cytosol; nuclear envelope. NCBI's taxonomy places the organism in Eukaryota, Fungi, Ascomycota, Eurotiomycetes, Eurotiales, Aspergillaceae. The transcript is spliced from 3 exons. The coding region runs from base 1 to 3123 and encodes 1040 amino acids. Gene Ontology annotation, biological process: protein import into nucleus. The record is from RefSeq and is a predicted model, not a curated record.